AGAUUCCGUCGCCAGGUGGGCUCAAUUUCAGGAUUCGUCCUUUGCCCAUCCCGUGGCCCGUCAUCGGCAGCGCAUGAGUCUCGCGACGAUUAAGGAUGGCGCGACGAUUCAUGGCCCUCACACUUCCCAUGUUCUUUUUUCAUGGUCGGAUCCAUAUAUCUGAAGCAUUGCUGCUGCCAUCUCCACCGACCUCUGUCGAACCACAUCUGCACGACAAGUUGAGACAGGCAGGUUUCAGAAGACAAGAUACUGCUGAGGAGCCCGAUCCGCAUCAGCGCCGCGUGGACGAACGUUUUCGACAGAGCGUCAGGUGGACGACGGUCGACGUCAAGGAGGGUAUUUUUUCCGAUAGUGUGGUGUACAGAUUGGGCAAUGGCCGCUUGGAGGCUCGCCCCCCCAUCACAUUGCCGAGAGCUGAGCUGCGAGUCGUUGUGUCAAUGAACAUGCCUCGAGUUGAACAUUACACCUUGCUGGAGGAGCUUUCGAGUAUGAGUCCGCAGGUCCAUGUUGUUAUUCACUGUGCCGCGUGGGACAACACAUUCGCCACUACGUACAGAGAUGCCGGUUGGACCGUAGUGAUUGAGUCACCGCAAUCAUCGUAUUCGCAAUAUUUCAGAGGCACCGAAAACGUCAAGUAUCUGACGCAUAUCGCUCUCUUCUGGAAUCAGCUUGCGCCACUCAAUGCCUUCAUAGUUGAUGAUGCGCAAGAUGGAGCUCCCCCGAACAACGAGCCGCACAUGAUGCAUCCAGAGUACAGGUCGCUCUCGCGUACGCUUCACAACAUGAUGACAGCAAGCAGCCGCCCCAAUUUCAUGUACGUUUUGGAUCGAAGGCGCUGGUGGGAAAAUCUAUCAAUGCACCCGAGUCCGCCACAGCAGGUUCAACUUGACAUACGUUGUGCUUACGACGAGAUGUCCAAUCCAAGACGCGAAGACGACACUUGGGAGUAUUGGCUGAAGAACACUCUUCUUCGCGAAAGGCGGGGGCACAUACCCCGUGUCAUCUCACCUCAAAGCUGUGCCAGUUUUGUUGUCUCUGCUGCGCGAUUGCGCGAGGUGAUGCCGUCAGGAGAUGCGUUCGGGCGGAUAUUGGAGAGGUCUCAGCAAACGAGCUGCCGCGACGCUGGCGCCAGAUUCGAAGUUACAUGGCCGUGGUUAUUCAGCACUUGCGACGCUGACCGGUUCUUCACUAGCGCAUGCGCAGUGGACAGAGGUUCUUGUGAGAUGUUGGGUGGUCCUGUGGAGUUUCCCGCCAAUGCCUCUGAGUACAUUAAGUGCGAUUAGAAUAGUGUACAGUCGGGGCACUGAAGAAGGAACCCUUUUCGUUGGGGAGGGGCUCGGUGUUCUUUGAUUGAAUUACAGCUUGCCUUAGGUGUUCCUGAGGUUUUUCAUGGGAAAUCGAAGUCUACCUUAUGGGAAGAGGUGCCUCGUUCAUUAUGAAGGGUUCCUUAGUUCAACGCUUCGACGGUAUUCGGUCGGACUGACCUCCAUUCUGCACCGUUGUCCCGAGUCGUCGUCGAGCCCAGGCUCCAGCGGCCAGUAGAUCCAUACAGAAACCAAUACCAGUACCGAUCGGUCGUUGAAAGUAGGUACUUUUGGAUUCCCAGAUUCCACUCUACCUUCAGCGCCUUCCUACUUCAAUGAUCGAGUGGCUUCACCUUCUCCGUCCUCCAAGGAGGGCGGACAGGACACGCUCUUCUUUCAGCGCCUCUCUGCUUCAUGUUUCUACCUACCUCCGACCGACGGGUCCUCCAUCA
Prorocentrum cordatum is the source of this 1756-nucleotide messenger RNA. NCBI's taxonomy places the organism in Eukaryota, Dinophyceae, Prorocentrales, Prorocentraceae. The record is from the annotation of a GenBank genome assembly.